Molecule: messenger RNA, 2425 nt
Organism: Lycium barbarum (goji berry)
Lineage: Eukaryota; Viridiplantae; Streptophyta; Magnoliopsida; Solanales; Solanaceae
Product: sugar transporter ERD6-like 4
Exons: 18
Coding region: 622-2169 (515 amino acids)
Biological process (GO): carbohydrate transport; transmembrane transport
Cellular component (GO): membrane
Molecular function (GO): sugar transmembrane transporter activity
Source: RefSeq, a predicted model, not a curated record
CAUAGCUUAUGCCUAAAAGCACUUUAUUGGAAAGUACUUUUGAGAAAAAUACAUUUAUAAACACUUUUUUUGAAGCUUUGUCGAACACUAAUUGCUGCUCAAAAGUAUUUUUUAAAUUAAUUGGCCAAACAUAAAUAACUUUUCACUAAAAAUACUUUUUUUAAAAAACACUUUUGAAAAAAGUAUUUUUCAAAAUAAGUUGAUUUUAAAAGCUUAGCCAAAUAGGCUAUUAAUUUUGUGAUCUUGAACAUGUUACGUGAAAAGUUAAAACUAAAAAGUUAUCACAACAACAGAAAGAACAUUCUUUUAUAAACGGAUUUAAAAAAAAAAAAAAAACAAGAAAAACAAAUUGAAAUAGAGGGAGUAACAUAUUCUAUACUAGUACUAGUGUUCAACUAGUAUAACUGCUCUAUUUCUUGGCAUUCCACACGUGUCAACUUCCUGUAAGUCUUGCCACUCCGAAUCAGCUUCUCCAUAUUUGUAGCAUUCGUUCUAGAGUCUGUUGCUGAUCUAUUCCCCAUAAACAUCUUCAUCAAAUCCCUCAAUGUUACCCUCUUCAUUAUUUCAGGCUUCAAAAUUUAUUUACUAAGUAAUAAUUAAAGUAAAGACAUUGGCAAUAAGAUGAGUUUCCGAGAGGAUUGUGCCAGUUCUGAGGAGGGAUUACUUCGAAAGCCAUUAUUGCCUCCGAAAGGGAAAGCAGUAGCAAGGAUGAGUUUUAGAGAUGAUUCAGCUAGCUCUGAGGAAGGGAUGCUUAAGAAGCCAUUGUUGCAUACUAGAAGCUGGUAUCGAAUGAGCUCAAGGCAAUCCAGCAUGAUGGAAUCAUCGAACCAAAUUCUUCGUGAAUCCAUAUCCAUUUAUCUCUGUGUUCUCAUUGUUGCCUUAGGCUCCCUUCAGUUUGGAUUCACCUUGGGAUAUACUAAUCCUACGCAGUCCGACAUCAUGAACGACCUCGUACUUUCAAUGUCAGAGUUUUCGAUCUUUGGAUCUGUAGCGAAUGUGGGUGCAAUGGUUGGUGCAAUUGCAAGUGGUCAGAUAUCCGAACACAUUGGACGAAAAGGGACACUAAUGAUUGCAGCAAUUCCUAAUAUUAGCGGAUGGCUCGCCAUUUCAUUUGCCAGAGACACAUCGUUUUUAUACAUGGGAAGGUUGAUGGGAGGUUUUGGUGUGGGCAUCAUUUCCUAUGUGGUUCCUGUAUUUAUAGCAGAGAUUUCACCUCAAAACAUGAGAGGAGUCCUUGGAUCCAUUAAUAAUCUUUGUUUAACAAUUGGGAUAAUGUCGGCGUACCUAUUGGGUCUCUUUGCAAGCUGGAGAGUGCUUGCAAUUAUAGGAAUGUUGCCUUGCACGGUUCUGAUGCCUGGUCUUUUUUUUAUACCAGAAUCUCCUUGGUGGUUGGCUAAAAUGGGGAAUUUUGAGGAUUUUGAAACUUCUUUGCAAGUUCUUAGGGGAUUUGACACUGACAUAUCCUUAGAAGUAAAUGAGAUCAAGAAAUCUGUAGGAUCAUCAAGUAAAAAAACUACAAUUCAGUUUUCUGAGCUUAAGAGAAGGCGAUACUACUAUCCUUUGCUGAUAGGUAUUGGAUUACUCAGUCUCCAGCAACUCAGCGGCAUUAAUGGUGUUUUAAUGUAUUCCAGUAACAUCUUCAAAUCUGCUGGAGUUUCAUCAAGUAAAGCUGGAACAUUUAGAAUCGGGGCUAUUCAGGUUAUUGUUACAGCUAUAGCUGCAUCACUUGUGGACAAAGCGGGUCGCAGGGCACUUCUUAUUAUGUCCUCGUCGUUAAUGACAGUUAGCAGCUUCCUUGUUGCAACAACUUUCUACCUAAAGGAUUUUGCACCCAAAAGUUGGCAUCCUGCAUUAGGAAUAUUAUCUCUGGUUGGACUUGUGGUUCUAGUGAUGGCAUUUGGACUGGGAUUGGGUUCCAUUCCGUGGAUCAUAAUGUCUGAGAUAUUGUCAGUGAACAUUAAAAGUCUUGGUGGCAGCGUUGCUACGCUGGCCAAUUGGCUAACAUCAUGGGUUGUUACAAUGACAGCGAACUUGCUUUUGACUUGGAGCGAAGGAGGAACAUUCAUCAUCUAUACAAUGGUAUCAGCUUCUACAGUUGUUUUUGUUAGGCUUUGGGUCCCUGAAACCAAAGGAAAAACACUUGAAGAAAUUCAGCGUUCCUUCAGAUGAUGCAAACAGGUUUUACGCAAUUAAAGAGGAUCAAACAGAAUGAGCGCUCCAAUGGGUUAAUUUCACAUAUGGUUACUGAAUUUAUCCAAAUAUAACUGUAAGUUCAGAAAAUUAUUUUUUGUCACAUCAAAGUAACUAAACUCUACCCAUAUAACAGUCUUGUGACAUUUUUGUUAUAGUGGUUAAGUCGGUGAUGAUAAAAUAGUUUUGCGACUUUAUUGCUGCAACUCAUUGUAAAGCUAUUCUACUUCCAGUA